Molecule: messenger RNA, 1775 nt
Organism: Clunio marinus
Lineage: Eukaryota; Metazoa; Arthropoda; Insecta; Diptera; Chironomidae
Source: the annotation of a GenBank genome assembly
UAUUAAGUACAUCAAAAGUAAAAAAUUCUUCUGUUUGAAAAGAGAAUAUCAUCUUUAAAUUAAUAAAUUACACACCCCAGUCAUUCAUGAUGACUAUUUUGUCAAGCUUUUAAAGUUUCACCUUCUAAAUAAAUGAAAUAGGAAGUUUGUGAUUCUUGACUGUGAUAGAAAAAAAGAGAAAUAAAAAGCAAAUAGGUAUAUAUGUCACGACCAAAACUGAUCGGUGGACGUGCUAUAACCGCAACGGAGGCAAUCGAAAUCAGGCAAACAGUUUUUGGUUCUGCUUCGGCUCCACCAAGAGGGGAAUGGACAAGAACUGGAAUAACUUUUGGUCAUCAUAAUGCUGAAUAUCCUUUCGGUCUUCGUAGUCCAAAAAAUGCAACGCGAGGUCUCCAGUCUGUUAUUCAAGCUUUUAUUGUUAAAUAUUUCAUUUUUGAUAAUCGUCCUAAGGAAAAAUCGGUACCUUUGGAACAUCUUUUAAAGCCAUCAGAAACUGAACAGGUAACCGCCCUCUGGACUUCUAUUUCUGAGAUUUUAUGGAAUAUUGGAGAAAAAACAAAAACGAUUGUUUGUCUUCCUGGCGAACUCCCGCAUAUUGGCCAUAGUCAUGCUUAUUUUCAAGAUAACGUCACCGAAAAGCUUUGGAUGUUCGAGUUCAAUAACUUAGAUGAUCUUCAAAUUUUUAUCAAGCGCUAUAUUUUCUUUUUUACUGACGAUCCCAGUCCCGGCGCUCUUCUCUUUCUUUAUUCAGCUGUUUGGACUCGAGGGUUUGAGAAUGUACGAAAUGAUUUGGAUGCAUCAAAAGGCUCACAUUUAAUGGGCAAUUACGAAGAAGGUUCUUUAAAUAUAGUAACAUUAUUGCUUUCCGGCCGUGCGACUCCGUAUCUUCACAAUGGCGUGAUAUACGUUGGUGAUGAAGAUCAUUAUGCUUUACCACAAUUUGGAAUUCUAAGUCGUUCACGCGUUGGUUUACUGAUUUGGGAUGGUGCAGGUGAAGCUUUACGUGUUCAAUCAAGGCAACCAGGAUCACGAUUAAAAACUCCUGCUUUACCCGUUUGGGUAACUAGCUGUAUGGGUCAUUAUGGAGUGAUUUUCAACUCAAAUCGUGAACUUUUGAGAAAUUAUCAUGCGGAGAAACGUUUUGAAUUGCAUCAUUACACUUGUGCUGGUUUUUUUGUUUCAAUGACGGUAGAUAACCGAGGACAAGAUGACGAUGGUGGUGCAAAUUAUCAAAGACAAAAUACUAAAGUAGAUGGUAAAGAAAGUGAUGCAGGUGUUCUACAAUCAACACCUAUCGAAAAACUAAUUCAAACAAAAUGGGCUGAAAGUAAAAUCUCCUUUCUAUCGGCUGUUGACCCUGCUAAAAUGACGCUUUAAAUUAUUUCUUAUUAACUGUGUGUAUAACUUUUUGAGCAAAUAUUUGAAAUUUGUUCGAAAAAAGCUUUUAAAAGUACUUAGAUUUGUAAAGAAUUUGCUCUUCAAGUGAGUUCUUUUCGCUUUGGAAGUACAAUUUAUUGUUAUUGCUGUAGAUAUAAUGAAGUAAAAUUAAAAUUGUAUAGAGAAAUAACAUGCUGAGUUUGAAAUCAUGCGUGAUAAUUUGUAAACUCUACGAAACUGCACCUUUUAUUUGAAAAAAUUAUUAAAAGUUAUCUAUCCAGAUAUUUCAAUGAUUUAAUCUUCCGAUACGAACGAAAAUUAUUUAAAUUAGAUAUUUGUUAAAGAUAUGGAAAAAAAUUCCUAUCGGCGCUUCAAACAUUAUCUUAUGGAUCUCAUAA